Messenger RNA from Beta vulgaris subsp. vulgaris (sugar beet), 1395 nucleotides. RefSeq lists its product as uncharacterized. The record is from RefSeq and is a predicted model, not a curated record. Lineage: Eukaryota; Viridiplantae; Streptophyta; Magnoliopsida; Caryophyllales; Amaranthaceae. Gene Ontology annotation, molecular function: catalytic activity. The transcript has a single exon. The coding region runs from base 1 to 1395 and encodes 464 amino acids.
AUGACCAUCCUAUUCUGGAACGUGCGCGGCAUUGGCCGGCCUUCUUUCUUACCAAAUUUCCGGCUCCUUAUGCAUCAUCACACGCCUUCUAUGGUGGUCUUGGUGGAAACGUGGGUCACUAGGGAGAAAACGGCAUCCAUUGUUAGUAACCUGGGUAUGGAUUCUUGGCAUCUGGUGGAGCCUUUGGGUUUCGUGGGAGGCAUUCUCCUGCUCUGGAAUUCACAUGUUAUUGAUUUCCAGGUCCUAGGAGAAGGGGCUCAAGGAGUUCACGGCGUCAUGGAGGUUCGGUCUCUAAAAUCUUCCUUUAUUUUUUCUACUAUUUAUGCUAGUCCUAAGUUCUGUAUUCGUAAUCUUUUUUGGAAUGAAUUAAAAGAUAUAGCUCGUAGUAUCAAUAAACCUUGGUUAGUAAUGGGGGACUUUAAUGAUGUUGUUUGUCAAAAUGAAAAGCUAGGAGGUAGGAAAGUCUCUCUUAGGAGAGCUAACUUGUAUGCUGAAACGAUGGAUAAGUGCAAUCUGUUAGAUAUGGGAUUUUGUGGACCAAAGUUUACAUGGACUAACAAAAGGAAGAAAAACCCUAUUUAUGAGAGGCUGGACCGGGGAUGGGCUAAUGUCGACUGGCUAAACAUUUUUCCUGAGUACAAAUUAUCUCACCUUCCUAGGGUUACAUCUGACCAUUGCCCCAUAUUAUUGAACCUUACCUCUCAAAGUGAGAAUGGAGACCAAAGACCCUUUCGUUUUGAGCCGAUGUGGACGCUGGAUAGCCGAUUCCUAGGAGUAGUUGACCAGGCGUGGCCUAGGACGAGUAUUCCCCUGAACUCAAAACUAGAUUAUACUAAGGAUGCCCUUAGGGUUUGGAACAAGGAGACUUUUGGCAACAUAUUCGUUAGGAAAAAAGUCAUGUUGGCUAGAAUUCGGGGGGUUCAGAUUUUCCUCCAAAACAACCCCAUGUCCACCUUUCACCAAAAUCUUGAAACUGAUCUUCAGAAGGAGCUUUUAGAUGUUUUAGAUCAAGAGGAAAUGUUGUGGCGGACUAAAAGUCGGUUAGAGAGAAUUGGGGAAGGGGAGAGGAAUACUAGCUAUUUCCAUAGAAGUGUCACCAUAAGACGGGCCAGAAACCGAAUCUUUUGCCUUAGGGACGAGGUGGGGGGGGAAAUUCACGACCCUAUAGCAAUAAAAGACCAUGUAGUAGGAUUUUACCAGAAGUUGUAUACCUCGGAACAUGAAAUUUGUAUUAACCGUAGACAGGGAAAUGAGGAGAAUAACAGUCAGAUUAGUAUAGGUUCUGAGCCUACUAAUGAGGAAAUCCGGGAGGCUUUGUUCAGUAUGAAACCCCUAAAGGCCCCGGGGCCGGAUGGAUUUCAUCCGGUGUUCUUUCAAAAAACCUGGGAGAUUUAG